AUGUACACCGCCAACGCUACCCAAGUCUCGUGCACUCGAGCCAACGCCACGCGCGCGCUCCGACGCUCGGGCACGAGCACGACUCGUCGCGCGUCCACCGUCACGCGCGCGUUCACCGAGCACAACGAGGGCGACAUGCUCGCGAAGUACCCGCUCGACGCGGAUACGUACAAGGUUGAGCUCGACUGCUCGCAGUCAAACAUCCAACUCGGUUUGCUCCUCGAAGCCGGCCCGGACGAUCGACCUCGGGUGAAAACGAUUCGCCCGGGAGGAAACGCGAAGGGUAAGGUUAACGUCGGCGACGUUGUGCUCGCCACGACGUACACCGUGCUCAAGGGCGUUCGCGACGAAUCCUGGGGGAGCUCCAUGCGCGGCUGGCUCGACACCGCGGAAACGACCUCCGCGCAAGCCGAAGCGGCGAUGACGACCAACUCGUCGUCCGUCGGUUUGAUCAUGUCCCGCAACUACAAAGCCACCGGGUUGAAGAGGGCCAACGUGGACGAAGACACGCGCUCGUGGGCGGCGCGCGUCGCCGCCGAGGCGCGCGCCAAGCGCGAGCAAUAAUUCUCCGCGCACCCUCGCACACACGGCGUGCACCGUCUGGGCGAUGAAAGCGUCGCACGGCGGCUCGGCGUCGCUCGCGCUCGUUGAACACACAUAAUCACAUUUUAAUACGCAGUCGCGACACUCG
Ostreococcus lucimarinus CCE9901 is the source of this 691-nucleotide messenger RNA. RefSeq lists its product with no specific name. NCBI's taxonomy places the organism in Eukaryota, Viridiplantae, Chlorophyta, Mamiellophyceae, Mamiellales, Bathycoccaceae. The record is from RefSeq and is a predicted model, not a curated record. The coding region runs from base 1 to 564 and encodes 187 amino acids. The transcript has a single exon. Gene Ontology annotation, molecular function: protein binding.